AUGCGUCCACCGAGGAUCGCCAUCCUCGCCUUCUUCUUCGGCGCCUGCCUCUUCAUCCUUGGCCGUGCCAUCACGACGGCCACCACGAGGUCGACCACUCCGCCUCCUCCCGCCAUCGACUCGCUGCCCCUUGCCACCACGAAGCGCAUAGGCACCUUUUCGUCGCUCUUCUCCUUCUCGGCGCCUUUCAUUCUCUUCCCACCCAACGCCGUAAUCACCAUUGCCGACGACAACACCACAUCUUUCGCCGCCAGACCCGCGGCAUUUGGUCCUCCUCUGCCCGCGUUCGGUCUCACAGGUCAGCUAUGGAUUGGCAGUGGGUUCACCGAGGAGUCGCUACUCGACGGCGAAGGCGAGGGUGAGCGAGGCUGUAGUGACGCUCCCAACUGGGACGAUGGCACAAAUUCAGUGUUCACGCCCUUGAGUGGUAGCCCCAAAGAUCGACUGCCCGCUGUUGGUGUUGCUGCCAAGUCGAAGCCACCUCCGAUCCCGCUUGACGAUGGUACAGACGACUAUCUGCACCAGGGUCUCGGUGGAAAACCUGUCAAGCAGACUCAGAGCGACGCUUUCGGCCUCGACAGCGUCGGACAUGCCGACAUUCAGUCCAUCCAGGAGGGUGCUGAGAUUGCUGGCAAGAUUGUUCUUCUGAGUCGUGGAGGCUGCGGGUUCCUCGAAAAGGCCAAGUGGGCUCAGCGGCGUGGCGCGGUCGCUCUUAUCGUUGGUGACAACCAGCGUGGCGGGCCUCUGAUUCAGAUGUUCGCCAAGGGCGACACUUCCAACGUCACGAUUCCGUCCAUCUUUACCUCGCGCACUACUGCGUAUCUGCUUUCUCUCAUGCUGCAGUCUGGCGCAGGUUUCGAAAAUGUCAUGGAUGAGCAUGGGAAGCUGGCUCUCAAGGGACAGCCACUCGACAAGACCACCAAGAACAAGAAGGGGAAGGAGCAGGGCACUCACUCGGCUGCUUCGGUGGCAACUAGUGGUGGGAAGGGCACAAGUGGCAAGUCUGCGGUCACCGCGGACAGCACUGCAUCCUCUUCCGGCUGGUUCGCUCGUCUCUUCGGCAUCGGAACGACUUCCGGUGCUGGCGAUGUCGAUAACAGACCGCCGAGAAGCGGACGACUGGAGUGGAAGCAAGUCGAGGAUUUUAGCGAUGAGAUCGAUGCUCCGGCUGCAAAAGGCCGCGCGAAAACUGGCACAGCGGUCAAAUCGACGUCGGACCAGGUCACGCCUGACGACUUUCAGAUCGGAGUGCAAGACUGGCGUGAUCCUGAUCUGGUGGGAUUUGAGGAUGGCGCGGACAACGCCGACAGCAGUCUGCCGAAAACGAAGAAGACCCCCGAGUCCGCAGCGAAACGAGCAGCGGAGGAGAAGCCACGACAAGCGAACAGCAUCACGCCCAGCAGCGGCGAAUACAUUGCGAGCAGCUUUCCAGCCAAGGACCGCGACGCUAUUGGCAAGGCUAAGGACAAGACGUCACCUACAACCAAGGAGAGCCCUGGUGGGCUAAUCUCGAAGCUUUUUGGCAAUCACGACGGUGUUGGCAGCCCUCGUGGCGAAGAUCAACCGGCGCCAAUCACCACAACUCCUGCCAACAGACCGGAUCAAGGCAGGGGCAUGCCGCCGCCGCAUCACGAGGGACUUUGGGUCGUCAUUACUCCCUCAAGUGGCGCCAGUCCUUUCUUCGACACUCUGCUUGUUCUUGUGAUCAGCCCACUGAUCACACUGACCGUCGUAUAUGCGCUGCUGAUUCUCCGCGCCCGCAUUCGCAGAAGACGCUGGAGAGCACCUAAGUCUGUCGUGGAGAGGCUUCCCGUGCGAACCUACCAAACAGUGGCAAAUUCAUCGACCCAAAGCUCUCGUGUACCAUCCCCUACAAGUUCGUCGCCGACGACACCGCUUCUUCAAAGCACGGAACUGCCACAGCGACCCCGACCUCGGUCUCGAACCACUACUGGUGUUUUGACGGCCGACGAAGUCAUGCAAGCUGAGACGGCUCAUGCUGUACCCAGCUCUGCGCGGGCAAGGGGAGGGCAGAAGCCGGAGCACGAGAAGCGUGGUAGUCAGUGGAAGAAAUACAUGGGACGCCAGGUCGAGUGUGUUGUUUGUCUUGAAGAAUAUGUCGAUGGCGUCAGCCAAGUCAUGAGUCUUCCCUGCGGCCACGAGUUUCAUGUGGACUGCAUCACUCCUUGGCUUACGACUCGGCGACGUACAUGCCCCAUCUGCAAGGGUGAUGUGGUGCGGUCACUCGCCCAUGGUUCUUCUUCAAGCCCUCGCUACGAACCAUAUCGCGACGACAGCGAGGACGACGAUGUCUCCACGCACAACUCGCUACCUAGCUCUCAAGCUAGUGCAGAAGAUCGUGAGGAUCCCGACGUUGAGCGCGGAGUCAGUUCCUUGACGAGCAAUCGGCAGGAGAACUGGCUGACUAUGAUCACUGGCAUUCUGCGACCCCGUUCGACCCAGCGCAGGGACGAUCGUGGCGAACAGGACCGUGAUCGGUGAUGGCUUGCGCGCGUGCACUGUGGAUGGAGACAGCGUUGCUGUGCUUACCUCGACCUUGGUUGGCUGUUUGUUUUGGGAUAGGUUCUGCAUUUCUUUUAGCACGAGGGUUGGCGUAAGGGUUUAUUCAUAGCGAUCAGGACUCGGUAAAUAAGAUACACCACACUACUUCAGUAUUGAUUAGGUCGAAUGAGCAGAGCCAUGGUUUUCGGACGGAUGGCGAUGUUAAUGGCUCAUCAUAAUUUGUCAAUUUCCUGUAGCAAGUGAAGAGCACCACGAACUCUUUGCUCAGAAUCUCUUUCUUCGUGUUCUCCAUAAGUUCGGGUUUCUGGUGAGCCAUUGAAGUCUGCGGAAGUGACAGCCGCAGACUUCUGACGCUUGAUUUGGGGCAAACUAGAUCCCAGCAAAGCUUUGAUUCUGAAACCCC
Molecule: messenger RNA, 2926 nt
Organism: Microdochium trichocladiopsis
Lineage: Eukaryota; Fungi; Ascomycota; Sordariomycetes; Xylariales; Microdochiaceae
Exons: 3
Coding region: 1-2502 (833 amino acids)
Molecular function (GO): zinc ion binding
Source: RefSeq, a predicted model, not a curated record